AAUGCACGCAUUUCGGUUGGCCGUGCUGAUCGCCGCUCUGCUCUUCGUGUCUGUGUUCAUCGCGCGGCUGGUGCACUGUUGGACCGGCACCAACCGCGCAGUCUUCACGCUGCCGCUGUCUUCCAGCCUGGGCCGCGUCGAGUCGCUACGCGUGUUGGUGCCAGGAGGUCAGCCGGUGGUGCUCUACCGUGGCAUCCCAUACGCGUUGCCACCGAUCGGCGAACUCCGCUUCAGGCCGUACUUGGAAGAUCCCGCAGUAACACUGCGAAAACUGCGGAUCCUGGCCCGUCGGCUCCGCUGCGAGGUCGCCGAGGAAACCACCAAAGGCGCGGCGGAAGAGUUGUCCUGCCUGCGAAGGAUGCCGACGGCAGCGCUUCGUCGUCGUCUGGUGGGGCUGAACGGCGACCUGCUCGAGAAUUCCAUAAGUCUGGAAGACGCGUCCGUCGACGAUGCGACGCAUUCAUCGUUACGCGGGGUAGGCGAGGCGAAGACGCUGCUUCUUUUAACCGCUGCAGACGAAGGCUUCUUCUUCGUGGACCACGUGAUCAGCAGAUUUUCGGAGCCCGGCUACUUACUGACCCGAUGGCUCAAGGCCCAGGGAGUGCGCGACGUCGCCGCCUUCCUGGAAGAAUACGAGGGAGCUUCCGCCGACGGUGACAGGUGAACUGUGGAUGCCCUACAAUGCGGUUAGAAAAAAAGCUGUCAUGAUGGGCUCUAUGGGCUUCGUGCCGAUCUCCAUGGACAUGGACUACUGUCGGCACGUGCGUAAGCACGGACCGGUCCCUUCCGUCGGCGCAGUAUCGGAGGACGAAUCGCGACUGGCUGCCAGAACAUUAGCGCCGGUAUCCAGACCGACUUCGCUUCAUGGGGCCAGAGUUGCCACGUAGCGUCGGGUUAGCAUCAAACGGGAGAGGCUAAGAUGACGACCGCCAUUAUCGUAACAAAAGUACACUGCGAAUACUUGUGAAAUAUUUAAAACGAGUUAUCGCAACUUUUUUUUUCUGUCUCUUUCAUUUAAUGCCUGAAGCGAAGCCGUGUUUGGUUCACGGUUGACGCUUUCAUCUGGUGUGCUAUUUCUGGACCCCGGCAAAUUUCGCCAUAUUGUCAAAUUCGCCAUCUUGUGAGCUAUGAUUGGUUCAUAGAAACGUCCUUUUUGAUUGGGUCAAAACGCAAACAAGGCGGAAUAGCUCAAUAUGGCGGAAUGUGAAUCGCCCUAAUAGCUGACUCGAUAACUGGCCUUCGCAGUCAUUGCAGGAUAUUAGUUGCCUAUGACUUGGAGCAUAUGGUGUGAAACUUGCAACCACGAGCCCAUUGUUUCAUUGACUGUCAGCAGCUAAGUUAUAAUGACGCUUUUUUUUUUUCGUUUUGGAAAGCUUC
This is a messenger RNA of Dermacentor silvarum, 1377 nucleotides long. Its product is annotated as receptor expression-enhancing protein 4. Lineage: Eukaryota; Metazoa; Arthropoda; Arachnida; Ixodida; Ixodidae. Bases 2 to 664 code for a protein of 220 amino acids. The transcript has 3 exons. The record is from RefSeq and is a predicted model, not a curated record.